Molecule: messenger RNA, 1224 nt
Organism: Raphanus sativus (radish)
Lineage: Eukaryota; Viridiplantae; Streptophyta; Magnoliopsida; Brassicales; Brassicaceae
Product: MLP-like protein 31
Exons: 2
Coding region: 538-1017 (159 amino acids)
Biological process (GO): defense response
Source: RefSeq, a predicted model, not a curated record
UAAGAACUUUUCUAGAGAUUUAUCCAUUAAAAAUAAGAAAUUGAAGGGAAUUGUGUCAUCGAAUAUUUUGAUGAUUUCAAUAUAGUCGCAUCCACGCAUAUUAAUCUUUUGUUCAUUAUUAUAAAACUACUCUUCCAAGCUCCGAAUUAUGCUAUGGUUGCUAUCUAGAUUGACAGAUAUACACUACUCUCUUCGUUAACCAAAGUGGAUCAUGCUUUAUGGCUCACGAAUUGAUUGCUUUCCCCCUAAUACUCAUCAAAGUCUUUUGUAUGACUAGAGCUACCAAUGCUAUUUUAUAUAGCCUUAUCAUUUACAAUUUUAAUAAGUUAUCAGAUAAUUCUGCCUUAUCAGUCAGUGCCAGAUGUGUUAUCGUGAUCAAAGAGAAGAAAGAACUAAUCAAAAUUAUUGAUAAUAAAAUAAUUUCAAGUGCAUUUCUCGCGUCACUUAUUCAUCUAUCAAAAGGGGCUAAAGAGCUCAGAAGGGACACAUUCAUUCUCAAACCCUCAGAGACAUUUGGAAAUUAGCGAAAGAUCAAGAAUGGCGGAAGAAGCAUCUAGUUUGGUCGGGAUCCUUGAGACAACUGUGGAUCUGAAAUGUUCAACGGAGAAGUUCCAUGACAUGCUUGUUGGCAGACCACACCAUGUCUCCAAUGUAUCUCCAUCCUACAUUCAGGGCUGUGAGCUGCACGAAGGCGAAAUGGGCCAAGUUGGUGCUAUCAUCGUCUGGAAUUAUGUUCAUGAUGGGGAGGCAAAAGUAUUGAAAGAGAGGAUCGAGUCAGUAGACCCGGAGAACAAUCGAGCCACGUACAGGGUGCUAGAGGGUGAUCUAAUGAAGGAGUACAAGAGUUUUGUGUUAACAUUCCAAGUAACCCCUAAGGAGGGAGAACCUGGAAGUAUUGCACAUUGGCACUUCGAGUAUGAGAAAAUUAACGACGAGGUGGCUCACCCUGAGACUCUCCUCCAGUUCGCGGUGGAGGUCUCCAAAGAGAUCGAUGAACAUCUCUUGUCCGAGGAAUAGAGAAAGACUUCUCUUGUAUCUUUGACAACAUCUAUACAUAUAUUUUUGUGGAAUUGCCUUGAAGUUCAGUCUUUGUGAUUAGUGAUAUAAAUAAGGACUAAGGAGCCGCCUUGUCCAACUUUGUGAGAGAGAUAUGUCAUGAGUAUGUAUAUAUUUAAGAUCAUGUUACGUUGGAAGUUGUUACUUUUGAGAAGCAUAUAUAUGAGA